Colletotrichum graminicola M1.001 is the source of this 1896-nucleotide messenger RNA. RefSeq lists its product as uncharacterized. Lineage: Eukaryota; Fungi; Ascomycota; Sordariomycetes; Glomerellales; Glomerellaceae. Bases 1 to 1896 code for a protein of 631 amino acids. The record is from RefSeq and is a predicted model, not a curated record. The transcript is spliced from 2 exons. Gene Ontology annotation, cellular component: membrane.
AUGGCCGAUCGAGGAGAAGGCUAUAACGCCCGCCUGGGCGUGAACACGAACGAGAUCCCGACGGCGCAGCACCUGCCCAACGCGACGUCGGGCGCGGAACAAGACCGGUACGGCGGCUGGUUCGGCGGGCGCGCCGCCGAAAAGGCCGGCGAGGAGAUGGACCGGGUCGCCGAGAAGGUCAAGGAGAACAUGCCCCGUGGCUCCGGCGCCGAGCAGGACCGUUAUGGCGGCUGGUUUGGUGGCAAGGGCGAUGAAGCCACCGAGAAGCUCCGCCAGAACAUGCCCCGCGGUUCCGGCGCCGAGCAGGACCGCUACGAGCGCUGGUUCGGCGGCGACAAGGGCCCCUCCGGCGCCUGGGUUCGGGACCACCUGCCCGACGCCUCGGGUGCCGAGCAGGACCGCUACGGCGCUCACUGGGACGGUGCCGUUGACAAGUUCACCGACAAGAUCAAGGAGAAGUUCCCAGGUGGCGCUGCCGCCAAGGAGGAGCGCGUCGCCGGCUGGUUCGGCGACAAGGCUGACAAGGCCGGUCACAAGCUCGACGAGGCUGGUGACAAGAUCAGGGACAACCUCCCUCGUGUUCCCAGCCAGGAGCGCGUCGCCGGCUGGUUCGGCGACAAGGCCGACAAGGCCGGUCACAAACUCGACGAGGCUGGUGACAAGAUCAGGGACAACCUCCCUCGUGUUCCCAGCCAGGAGCGUGUUGCCGGCUGGUUCGGCGACAAGGCCGACAAGGCCGGCCGCAAGAUCGACCACGCCGCCGACAGCAUGCCCAGGGCUUCGGGAGCCGAGCAAGACCGCUACGCGUCCCACUUUGAGGACAAGGCCCCGUCGGCAGACCGCAUCUACAGCAGACUUCCCAGAGCGUCCGUUGCCGAACAGGAUCGGUACGCAUCCCACUUCAGCCUUCACCCGAGCAACCCCAUCAACACGGCGACGACGACGACGCUCGGCCUCGUCCAAAACGUCCUCCUCCCAUCCUUCGGCCUCCACGCCGGCCUCAGCACCGUCACGUACGCCGUCGCGCGGUACACCAACCGAGCCGAGGCCAAGGAUUGGCUGUGGCCUUCGGGCCAGGUCGCCAACGCCUGGUGGUCGGCCAUCGGCACGCGCGUGCUCUACGACGGCCUCUCCUUCUCGUCCGCCUGGAGCUCGCUCGGCUAUACCCAGAAGCUUCUCCUCACUGGCGUCAGCGCCUGGGGUCUCCGCCUCUUCUACCGCAUCGUCACCCGCAGCGCGAAGCGCGGCAAGGAUGACGCCCGCUACGUCGAGGCCAAGAAGGACCCCCAGUUCUGGGACAAGGCCUUCUUCACCAUGUUCCUCCCCGAGGCCGCGCUGCAGGCCCUCAUCUCGCUGCCCUUCACCCUGCCCUUCCGCGCCCCCCUCACGAGCGCCGCCGCCUCGCCCUUCACCCACUAUCCCGAGACCUUCCACAGCCUGGCCGUGUUCCUCUUCACCACCGGCUUCGCCCUCGAGACCCUCGCCGACACCCAGCUCGAGGACCACUCCCGCAAGAGCCAGCAGCUCAACCGCGAGGGCGUCUGGAGCAUCGUCCGCCACCCCAACUACCUCGGCGACGCCCUCUGCCAUCUCUCCUUCCCCGUCCUCCUCUAUAGCGCCGGCAUGAUGCACCCGCUCGCCGCCCUCGGCCCCGUCUUCAACUACGUAAUCCUCCGCUACCUCGGCGGCGACAAGCAGACCGAGGCCAGUCAGGAGGUGCGCUACACCAAGGAGAACCCGCUCAAGCUCCAGCAGCUGCGGGAGUACAAGCGCGACAAGAACAGCUUCUGGCCAAGUGUCGCUGAGUACGAUAACAAGUGGGUGUGGACCGUCGCCGCCGUCGGUGUCGCCGGCGCCGUUGUCGAGAGGGGCCUGCUGGCCUUCUUCCAGGGUUGA